CUCUGACGUCACGCCCCAUGAACUCGCAGGAUGUACACAUUGGACCCUCGAGGAAGAAGAGGAAUAUGACCAGCCUACACGCCGUAUAGAUCAGUGCUUCGCCACCAGCCCCCAGAGGGAACUGCGACUAACUGACAGCGAGGAAGAAUGCCGAGGAGAAAACAGUCAAACCCACAGCCCGUCAAAUACGGUGUGGAGUGUGAACCAGGAUGCCUGGUUCUGGACAGUGACUUCCUGCUUAGUGGAGAGCUCUGUGAGUUUGGAGACACAGAGAUCAUGGGGCUGGACAGAGACACAGGUAUGACAGUGUUCUCUCUAAGUGAUGAUGGCACCAGCCUUACAGCUUCGGGUGACUCAGCCUUCCCAGCAUUCCUCUCCUGUAAGGGGUGCCGCCAAUUGAUGGGGGCCGACCUUGACCUGGGAGCAGGACUUGACUUGGGGGCGGGACUCUACUGCCUGAGCUGCGAAGAGGGCCUCCAAUCAGAAUCACACACAGCCAUGGAGGAUACCUCACAGGGGGAGGAGUCAACCCCGGCUGUCCAAUCCAGUGGGGGGAAGAACAGGAAGAGGAAGAGGAGUAAGGCGGGUGAUGAAGAAGCCUGUAUGAAGGUGUACACGUGUUCUCUGUGUAGUUUCUCCUCUCGCUACUCCAACCAUCUCAAACGCCACAUGAGAACCCAUGAUGGAGAGAAGCCCUACCGCUGUCCCCACUGCCCCUACGCCUCUACACAGAGGGUCAACCUGCAGAGACACACACGCACACACACCGGGGAGAAGCCCUACCUCUGCAACGCCUGCAGCUAUGCCUGUAGUUCCCUGGGGAACCUGCGGAGGCACCAGCGCUCGCACAGCCAGGAGCCUCAGCCGCAACGCACACACACACUGAAGAGACGCGGCAGACGAAAACACACACACAGAGAAAAUGGUGAAGAUGCCGUUUUGUCAGUGUGUGUGAGGGAGGACUCUGAUUUCCUCCAGUCCCUAGGGGGGGUCGCCUCUCCCUCCUCCCCCUCCGCCCCUCUCCCUGACCUCCUCUUCCCCCUCUGUUGUCGCUCCUGUGGCCUCACCCUGGAAGGAGAGGCGGAGGGCAGAGGACAGAUGUGUGGUCAAUGUUCUGAGUUUGUCCUCUCUAAGGAUGUAGGCUCCUCCAGCCCCACUGACACAGACUCGCACACAGUCCGGCCGGGGGCCAGUAAGCUGUACCGCUGCCCUCUCUGCCCCUUCCUCUCCCUCUACCCCAACCACCUGGCCCGACACGCCCACACCCACAGCGGGGAGAAGCCCCACCGCUGCCCCCAGUGCCCUUACGCCUCGGCCCACCUGGACAACCUGAAACGCCACCUCCGGGUCCACACGGGGGAGAAGCCCUACCGCUGUCCCCAGUGCUCGUACGCCUGCGGGAACCUGGCCAACCUGAGGCGCCAUGAGAGGAUUCACUCUGGAGCCAAGCCGUUCCACUGCUCUGUGUGUGGCUACAGCUGUAACCAGAGUAUGAACCUGAAGAGACACAUGUUGAGACACACGGGGGAGAAGCCCUAUGGCUGUGCUGAGUGUGACUACACUACGGGACACUGGGACAACUACAAACGCCAUCAGAGGAAACACGGACACAACACACACAGCUGGGACAAACACACACACCAGGACACUACAGCAGACAGCAACACACAGCACUGAGACACACACACACACUCCACUGAGACACACACACACUCCACUGAGACACACACACACUCCACUGAGACACACACACACUCCACUGAGUCACACACACACACACACACACCACUGAGACACACACACACUCCACUGAGACACUCACACUCCACUGAGACACACACACACACACACACACACACCACUGAGACACACACACACUCCACUGAGACACACACACUCCACUGAGACACACACACACACACACACACCACUGAGACACACACACACACACACCACUGAGACACACACACACACACACACACCACUGAGACACACACACACACACACACCACUGAGACACACACACACACCACUGAGACACACACACACACACCACUGAGACACACACACACCACUGAGACCCACACAGCACUGAGACACACACAGCACUGAGACAUACACACACACACACACUCCACUGAGACACACACACACACACCACUGAGACACACACAGCACUGAGACACACACACACACAGCACUGACACACACACACACACACAGCACUGAGACACACAGCACUGAGACACACACACAGCACUGAGACACACACACAGCACUGAGACACACACACAUACACACACAGCACUGAGACACACACACAGCACUGACACAUACACACACCUCUCCCUGGUUAUGGUUCCUUGAAUUCAGUGUUGGUCUGUGGUCGUGUGUGUGUGUGUGUGUGCGCGUGUGCGUGUGUGUGUGUGUGUUACAAUGGUAACCCCCGACCCCUAUCUCUGCUCUCCCUCAGAGGGGCGGGACUUAUCUCAGGAACCUUUUAGAGGCGGAGCUACAUGUGCUGGUUUCCUGGAUCUGAACACUGCACUGGCCUUAGGGCAUUAAAUAGUGUUCCUGUGGGAUUCAAGAUUCAUCCUUUUUUUUUUUUGAAUGGUUAAGUGUUGUUUUUAAUAAAGUAGAUGCGUUGUUUGAAAAUUGUAUGUUUUGAUUGAGAUUUAGGCCAUUUCUAAAUUGUAUAUUCCUAAAACAAAAAUCAGUAAAGAAUGUAAUUGUGAAACAGAUAAAGAGUUUAUUUUUGCAACAAAUUCUGAUAUAUUUUAGUUGAUUUGAACAAUGUUUCUCAGAAAAUAGUAUUGUGUUGGCAGACAUCACGUUGUAUUCUCAUUGGAGAUGAUGCCGAGCACACAGUAGCAGUUUCAACAUGUUUAGAAACAGAAAUGGAGAGUUUGAAGCCUUGUCCAUUUGGCUCUUCGUAAAUACUCCCAUGUUGAUUGUAAGGCUACUCAGAGAACAGACAGGGCCCCUGCUGAUUGUAAGGCUACUCAGAGAACAGACAGGACCCCUGCCGAUUGUAAGGCUACUCAGAGAACAGACAGGGCCCCUGCUGAUUGUAAGGCUACUCAGAGAACAGACAGGACCCCUGCCGAUUGUAAGGCUACUCAGAGAACAGACAGGGCCCCUGCCGAUUGUAAGGCUACUCAGAGAACAGACAGGACCACAUUAACUGUCUGUACAUUGUGCCUUCUACAUCUCUCGUACUGAAAUAAAAUCUUUUGACUGAA
This is a messenger RNA of Oncorhynchus masou masou (cherry salmon), 3242 nucleotides long. Its product is annotated as zinc finger protein 513-like. Gene Ontology annotation, biological process: regulation of transcription by RNA polymerase II. The record is from RefSeq and is a predicted model, not a curated record. Lineage: Eukaryota; Metazoa; Chordata; Actinopteri; Salmoniformes; Salmonidae. Gene Ontology annotation, molecular function: RNA polymerase II cis-regulatory region sequence-specific DNA binding; DNA-binding transcription factor activity.